Messenger RNA from Penicillium brevicompactum, 1383 nucleotides. RefSeq lists its product as uncharacterized. The record is from RefSeq and is a predicted model, not a curated record. Gene Ontology annotation, cellular component: membrane. The coding region runs from base 1 to 1383 and encodes 460 amino acids. The transcript has a single exon. Gene Ontology annotation, molecular function: glycosyltransferase activity. NCBI's taxonomy places the organism in Eukaryota, Fungi, Ascomycota, Eurotiomycetes, Eurotiales, Aspergillaceae.
AUGUUCAGUUCCCCACGACGAUGGCUUUUCAUCGUCAUUCCGCUCCUUACAUUUAGCUUAGUUUAUUAUAUCUUUCGACUUCCAGAGUCCAACCCGGUACCCGUGAACACCGAAGUCCCUCACACCGAAGAGCCGAUCGUGGUCGUCGAAGAGAAUGCACAAGAACCUCCAAAAAAAACGACCGAACCUACCGAAGACGAAUGCGGUCAUCUCCUCCAUCAGCUUGACGAUGUGAUGGUUGUUCUCAAGACUGGAGCGACCGAGUCCCUCGAAAAAGUGCCCAUUCACCUCCGCACAACCUUCAAAUGCGUCCCACAUUUCGCCAUCUUCUCGGACUACGAAGAAAUGAUAGACGGUGUUCGAACCUAUGACGUCCUUCAGAACAUCACCUCCGAAACCAGGGAAAACCAACCCGAAUUUGGUAUCUACCGUCGGCUCCAAGAAGUCGGCCGCGAAGGCCUCACAGACGCUGAAUGGGGUGACAACGAGAACGGCCCGCUCGGCAAACUCAACAACCCAGGCUGGAAGCUCGACAAAUGGAAAUUCCUCCCUAUGAUCGAUGGAGCGUUGGAUCUGAUGCCAGACGCCAAGUGGUACGUCUUCUUGGAAGCAGACACAUACAUGGUCUGGCCCAACCUGGUCAACUGGCUCUCGCAUCUCGACCACGAACGCCAAUACUACCUCGGCAGUCCGAUGCAGAUCGGGGACGUUCUAUUCGGCUACGGCGGUGCAGGCAUUGUACUGUCAAGAUACACAAUGGAGCUUCUCAGUGAGCAUCGUGGACGUUCCCAGCUGGAGUUGGAAGAAAUGACGGCGGCCGAGUGGGCGGGAGACUGCGCUCUUGCCCGCGCCCUACAGGAUGUGCGUGUCGGUCUGACAUGGGCAUGGCCCAUGAUGAUGACAUCUCGGCCUUGGGAGAUCGAUCAUUUCUCCGAAGGUUACGGGCGCCAACCGUGGUGCUACCCCGUCAUCUCCUAUCAUCACAUGGAGCCGGAAGACAUCAACACUAUGUGGAAGUUUGAUCGUCAAUUCUUCGCCAGUGGCAAGAAUGCCCUCCUCCUGCAUGCGGAUGUUUACCAGAAACUCGUUUACAAUGACACCGUAACCGCCCUGGAUGACUGGGAUAACAUGUCUGGAGCCCGAAUCGAUUUCGCGGCCGGUACGAUACCAAGCGUCGAGACUUGUGCGGAAGUCUGCGCAAGGAACGAGGAGUGUUUGCAAUAUUCCUUCGAUGAGAAAGAGGGCAUUUGCAAGCAUGCUUCUACCACAUUUGCUGGUUUUGCCAAGAACGGGACGUCGUCUGGCUGGAUCAGAUCGCGGGUCUCCAAACUUCUGAAGGCUUUCCAAUCCUCAUGCGAGGAAGUGGAAUACAUCUUUGAUUGA